Molecule: messenger RNA, 1143 nt
Organism: Ectocarpus sp. CCAP 1310/34
Lineage: Eukaryota; Phaeophyceae; Ectocarpales; Ectocarpaceae
Source: the annotation of a GenBank genome assembly
AUGUCCGGAGUUCCACGUUGCCUGUGCGGCGAAGCCCUACCAGCUUUCCUCGAGGAGCUCACUAGCCUACGAGUAAGAUGGCCAGACAAGAGAAUCCUCGCAGCCAAGGCUGAUGUCACCUCUGCGUUCAGAAAUGUGAGGAUAUCACCAGAUCAUGCACACAACUUUUGCAACGUGAUAGGAGACGUACUAAUAGCGGAUCUACCGCUGACCUUUGGCGGAGCAGCGUCACCAGGAUUGUGGGGUGUGUUAGCCUCCGCUGCAGAGCACUCGCACCGCAACACGUCCCUCGCGACCGCUCGACUACUAUCAGAAGGAAUCGCAAUGAUGUCCCACGUGAAAAUAAAACCUCCUUGGGAAAAAGGCACCCCAACCCCAAUACCAUCGUCAGCAGGCGUAAGACUGCAUAGAGGCGGGGGACCCGCGGACGAUUUCUUGGCCAGGGUCUACACUGACGAUUUCUUGCUCACGAAGACGUUUGGCAAGGGAGAACUCGGAGAAACCCCCAUUCUCGCCCCGAAGAAGAGCACUGACUGGGACACGGUCAUAGAGGCCCUGGGGUACAUGAUAGACACGCAUGCUGGCAGAAUUGCAACUGCACCGGAAAGGGUAAGCGCGAUUCGGAACAUACUAGAGACAGAUUGGCCCCACGAUAGGAAGAAGGCCAGUGUUCGAGAAGUCCUCAGCAUUGCAGGAAAACUGUGGAACCUCACUUAUAUUAUCAGGGCCGGUGGGUACUUCGUGUGGUAACUGCUCCGCCUAUCGGGUCUGCAUACGCAGGCCAGUCGACACACACGGUCACGACGACUAGUGGACUUGGGUAGAGAGUUCCACGGCGAUAUCGCCUUCUGGAAGUGGGCCCUCAAUCAGCCACUGGCACUUCGAGGGGAGUCCCCCAGCGCAUCGUUCCUACUACACGUAAAACGAGCACCAUCACGCCGUUACCUCUCAGACGCUAGCUUCACAGCGAUUGGCGGCUACUGUCCCGAACUAAAGAUUUCUGGAGAUACACGAUCGACUCAUCGUUGUCUGCGGAGCUCAAGCGCAAGGCGCAAGAGAAGGAGACGUCGGACAUUACGAUCAAUCUGUUAGAACUCGCGGGCAUGUUCAUGACGGCGUGGGUAGUCCAAAUGAUCUUGAAAG